Messenger RNA from Cadophora gregata, 330 nucleotides. RefSeq names its product subunit of TIM23 translocase complex (gene MGR2). Bases 1 to 330 code for a protein of 109 amino acids. The transcript has 5 exons. Gene Ontology annotation, biological process: protein import into mitochondrial matrix; protein insertion into mitochondrial inner membrane. The record is from RefSeq and is a predicted model, not a curated record. NCBI's taxonomy places the organism in Eukaryota, Fungi, Ascomycota, Leotiomycetes, Helotiales, Ploettnerulaceae. Gene Ontology annotation, cellular component: TIM23 mitochondrial import inner membrane translocase complex.
AUGCCAGUACCAGUUGGAGCAAAUAUGGGAGGGCCAUCGGCCUUUGACAAGUGGAAGAUGGGAGCUAUGAUGGGUAGUACUGUCGGAGUCAUCAUUGGGUUCAUAUUUGGUUCCGUGAACAUCAUGAGAUACGGCGCAGGACCCAACGGAGUUGGACGAACUCUUGGACAGUACAUGAUGGGAUCUGGAGCAACCUUUGGAUUCUUCAUGUCUAUUGGCAGUAUGAUCCGAACGGAUACCAUUUCCCAAGAAGCGGCCGAAGCUUUUGCUCGAUCGAAACGGAGGCCGCUCAUCAUGCCCCGACAGGCGUAUCGACCAGCCCGCGAAUAA